UCACGUGCGUUUUUAAGGCAAAAAACAUGGAAGAACAGUUAGCAGGAUUGGGCAUUGAGGGGUCAAUGGCAGCUGCUUCAGCCAUCAGUUCAAAUGCAGAGAACUAUACUAAUAAUCCAAUGAUUGAGCAGUUGUGGGCUAUAAAAGCCAUCAAAUAUGCAGAGACACACAUGAGACUGUUAAAAGCUGCUGAUGCCAAGUCUUUAUCACUGACAAAAUAUGAUGAUGAAAUGUAUCAGAAAUUGCAAGAGGAUUUUAGUGAUAUUGAUGUUAAAUGCCUUGAUCCAGACUCGAUAAAGUCUGCAGAAGCUAAAGAAAGAUGGCGGCCAUUUUGUAACAGCUAUGAAGAAAUGAUCCAGGACUUUAAUUUUGGCACUCUUUUAAGAAUUGAUCCUUCAAAAGAUUAUUCUGAAGACAAUACAAUUUUGGUGCCCAGGGCUCAGUUUAUAGCAAUUGAAGUUGCUCGGAAUAGACUAGGUCUUAACAGUGUUCAUCAUUCACAAUAAUAAGAAAUAAUUAAUCUAAUUUUAUAACAACAAUUUAAUUUUAAAAUAGCUUCAUUAUUGGAAAGUCA
Molecule: messenger RNA, 574 nt
Organism: Amphimedon queenslandica
Lineage: Eukaryota; Metazoa; Porifera; Demospongiae; Haplosclerida; Niphatidae
Product: protein PBDC1-like
Exons: 9
Coding region: 27-506 (159 amino acids)
Cellular component (GO): cytoplasm
Source: RefSeq, a predicted model, not a curated record